UGUCGGAACUAGCACAAAACUCAGUCGAGUAAAAGAUAAUAAUGCUAUUUAUUACCAUAAUAAUUACGGCCCGCAAUUUGGGCAUUCGGGAGCUCUGUAUAUACUAUGUAACGAAAAAAAAGAAGCUUAUUGCGCUUCCAGUUCUAGUUAUGACUCUCUCAAAUAUGAAAAAGGGUAUUUCACAAUUGUCGAUUAUGAAGUAUUUCAUGUUGUUAAAAAAAUCACUUAA
This is a messenger RNA of Acaulospora morrowiae, 229 nucleotides long. Lineage: Eukaryota; Fungi; Glomeromycota; Glomeromycetes; Diversisporales; Acaulosporaceae. The record is from the annotation of a GenBank genome assembly.